This is a messenger RNA of Apodemus sylvaticus (European woodmouse), 13028 nucleotides long. It is a transcript of the gene Usp9x, whose product is annotated as ubiquitin specific peptidase 9 X-linked. Gene Ontology annotation, cellular component: nucleus; cytosol. The transcript has 42 exons. Lineage: Eukaryota; Metazoa; Chordata; Mammalia; Rodentia; Muridae. Gene Ontology annotation, molecular function: cysteine-type endopeptidase activity; cysteine-type deubiquitinase activity. The coding region runs from base 989 to 8251 and encodes 2420 amino acids. The record is from RefSeq and is a predicted model, not a curated record. Gene Ontology annotation, biological process: protein deubiquitination; cell migration.
GGAGUCUGCGCUGCUGCCGCUGCUGUUGCUGCUGCUGCCGCUGCUGCUGCCGCCGCCGCUGCCUCCGACUCCGCCACUGCCACCGGCCGUGCGGGUUUUCUUUCUUUUUCCUUUUCUUUUUCUUUUUGUCUUUUCUUUAUUGAUUUGUUGGAUCCGCCAUAUUGACGAGGCUGUGGUAUCCAGGGCUGCGGAAGCUAGACUCCGCCGGUGGCGGAGCCGCAACCUCUCGGUAAACGGCCCAUUCGGGCCUUCCUCCCUGUCCCGCCGAGCCCCCUCCCUGCCUUGCACCGGCUCCCAGGCCUCGCGGGAGCCGGCCGUCGCCGCCUCUCCCUCAAGGGAGGCGGCUGCCUUUACCACCCCAGGGCUUGGGUCGGUGACGGGAGUGAGGAGAGGAGCGUAGCUUAGGGAGCAGGCCCAGAGUGGGGGGACAGAGGCGGCGACUAGGGGAAGGUGAAACUGCCGCUGCAGGAGGAGGAGCAGGAGGAGGUGACGCAGGAGAAACGCACCGCCCGGAGCUUGACUGAGCUCAGAGAGCGCCCCAGCCUGAGGGGAGAAGGGGGAAGAGGACUGCCGGCGGCUGAGAGGGAGGAGGGGGCUGCCGUGGCCACCGCUGCCCUAGGGCGGCCAGGGUGAGGGGCCGACCCCCUGUUGGUACGCGUAGGGCGCCGCGCGCGAGCCCGGCAUCCGCAGCCUCUCCCCGUAUUUUUGUCCCUCGUCAGCCCCUGGCUUGAGAUGCUCCCGGGUUAGGCCACGUCCUGGGCUCGAGCUUUUGCAUUUCGUCUCCCGCCUCCGCGUGUCCUGCUUCGGAGAAGACUCCUAUGUUGUGUUUGGUUAUGCAAUGGUCUCUGCAAGAUGUUUUAUUCUUGAAUUGGAACCUUUUAAGACUGACAAAUGCUGGUACUUCAUCUUCUAUAAGUGGAGUAUAAUUUCUUUUCUUAAGACAACUACAUAAGCAGACAAAAUUGCAAAGAUCUGCCCUGUGUCGAGUAUGACAGCCACGACUCGUGGCUCUCCAGUUGGAGGGAAUGACAACCAGGGCCAAGCCCCUGAUGGACAGUCUCAGCCCCCCCUCCAACAGAAUCAGACUUCAUCACCUGAUUCGUCCAAUGAAAAUUCCCCUGCAACUCCUCCUGAUGAGCAAGGUCAAGGUGAUGCUCCUCCACAGAUUGAAGAUGAGGAACCUGCUUUUCCACAUACUGACUUGGCAAAGUUAGAUGAUAUGAUCAACAGGCCUCGAUGGGUCGUUCCAGUUUUGCCGAAAGGGGAAUUAGAAGUGCUUUUAGAAGCUGCUAUUGAUCUUAGUAAGAAAGGCCUUGAUGUUAAAAGUGAAGCAUGUCAGCGAUUUUUCCGAGAUGGAUUAACAAUAUCAUUCACAAAAAUCCUUACAGAUGAAGCAGUGAGUGGCUGGAAGUUUGAAAUACAUAGAUGUAUUAUUAACAAUACUCAUCGCCUGGUGGAGCUAUGUGUGGCUAAGUUAGCCCAAGACUGGUUUCCACUUCUAGAACUUCUUGCCAUGGCCUUAAAUCCUCAUUGCAAAUUCCAUAUCUACAAUGGUACUCGUCCCUGCGAGUCAGUGUCCUCAAGUGUUCAGUUGCCUGAAGAUGAACUCUUUGCUCGUUCUCCAGACCCUCGAUCACCAAAAGGUUGGCUAGUAGAUCUUCUCAACAAAUUUGGCACUUUAAAUGGAUACCAGAUACUGCACGAUCGUUUUAUUAAUGGGUCAGCAUUAAAUGUUCAGAUAAUUGCAGCUCUUAUUAAACCAUUCGGACAGUGCUAUGAGUUUCUUACUCUUCACACGGUGAAAAAAUACUUUCUUCCAAUAAUAGAAAUGGUUCCACAGUUUUUAGAAAACUUAACUGAUGAAGAGCUGAAGAAAGAAGCAAAGAAUGAAGCCAAAAAUGAUGCUCUUUCAAUGAUUAUUAAAUCAUUGAAGAAUUUAGCUUCACGGGUUGCUGGACAAGAAGAAACUGUAAAGAACUUAGAAAUAUUUAGGUUAAAAAUGAUACUUAGAUUGUUGCAAAUUUCUUCUUUCAAUGGAAAGAUGAAUGCACUGAAUGAGGUUAAUAAAGUGAUUUCCAGUGUGUCAUACUAUACCCAUCGACAUGGCAGUACUGAGGAAGAAGAGUGGCUCACAGCAGAGAGGAUGGCUGAAUGGAUACAGCAGAACAAUAUUUUAUCCAUAGUUUUACGAGAUAGUCUUCAUCAACCACAGUAUGUAGAGAAACUAGAAAAGAUUCUUCGCUUUGUCAUAAAAGAAAAAGCUCUGACCUUGCAAGAUCUUGAUAAUAUCUGGGCAGCACAGGCAGGGAAACAUGAAGCCAUUGUAAAGAAUGUACAUGAUCUACUGGCCAAAUUGGCAUGGGAUUUUUCUCCUGAACAACUUGAUCAUCUUUUUGAUUGCUUUAAGGCCAGUUGGACAAAUGCAAGUAAAAAGCAACGUGAAAAGCUCCUUGAGCUGAUUCGUCGUCUUGCAGAAGAUGAUAAAGAUGGUGUGAUGGCACAUAAAGUGUUGAACCUUCUGUGGAAUCUAGCUCACAGUGAUGAUGUGCCUGUAGAUAUCAUGGACUUGGCUCUCAGUGCUCACAUCAAAAUACUAGAUUAUAGUUGCUCCCAGGACCGGGAUACCCAAAAGAUCCAGUGGAUAGAUCGCUUCAUAGAAGAACUUCGCACAAAUGACAAAUGGGUCAUUCCUGCACUGAAACAAAUUAGAGAAAUUUGUAGUUUGUUUGGUGAAGCACCUCAAAACUUGAGUCAAAGUCAGCGAAGUCCCCAUGUAUUUUAUCGCCAUGACUUAAUCAAUCAACUUCAGCACAAUCAUGCCCUAGUUACUUUGGUAGCAGAAAACCUUGCAUCUUACAUGGAAAGCAUGAGACUGUAUGGCAGAGACAAUGAAGACUAUGACCCACAAACUGUGAGACUGGGAAGUAGAUAUAGUCAUGUUCAAGAAGUCCAAGAACGGCUUAACUUUCUUAGAUUUUUAUUGAAGGAUGGCCAGCUGUGGUUGUGUGCUCCUCAGGCAAAACAAAUAUGGAAGUGCUUAGCAGAAAAUGCAGUUUAUCUUUGUGAUCGUGAAGCCUGUUUUAAGUGGUAUUCCAAAUUAAUGGGAGACGAACCAGACUUAGAUCCUGAUAUCAAUAAGGACUUCUUUGAAAGUAAUGUGCUUCAGCUUGAUCCUUCCCUAUUAACUGAAAAUGGGAUGAAAUGUUUUGAGAGAUUCUUCAAAGCUGUGAAUUGUCGAGAAGGAAAACUUGUAGCAAAAAGAAGAGCCUAUAUGAUGGAUGAUUUGGAAUUGAUAGGAUUAGACUAUCUUUGGAGGGUUGUAAUUCAGAGUAAUGAUGAUAUUGCCUGCCGAGCUAUUGAUCUUCUUAAAGAGAUAUACACAAACCUUGGUCCAAGGCUGCAGGUCAAUCAGGUGGUGAUCCAUGAAGACUUCAUUCAGUCUUGCUUUGAUCGUUUGAAAGCCUCUUAUGACACGCUGUGUGUUUUGGAUGGUGACAAAGACAGUAUUAAUUGUGCAAGACAGGAAGCUGUUCGAAUGGUCCGAGUAUUAACUGUUCUAAGAGAAUAUAUAAAUGAAUGUGACAGUGAUUAUCAUGAAGAAAGAACAAUAUUGCCUAUGUCAAGAGCUUUCCGUGGUAAACACCUCUCUUUUAUAGUUCGAUUUCCAAACCAGGGCAGACAAGUAGAUGACUUGGAGGUGUGGUCUCAUACAAAUGAUACCAUUGGUUCAGUUCGAAGAUGUAUACUCAAUCGCAUUAAAGCCAAUGUAGCUCAUACAAAAAUUGAACUCUUUGUGGGUGGCGAGCUUAUUGAUCCUGGAGAUGACAGAAAGUUGAUUGGACAAUUAAACCUAAAAGAUAAAUCACUAAUUACAGCCAAACUUACCCAGAUAAGCUCCAAUAUGCCUUCAAGUCCUGAUAGCUCCUCCGAUUCCUCAACUGGAUCUCCUGGAAACCAUGGUAAUCAUUACAGUGACGGCCCCAAUCCAGAAGUGGAAAGCUGUUUGCCUGGAGUGAUAAUGUCACUUCAUCCCAGAUACAUCUCUUUCCUUUGGCAAGUUGCAGACUUAGGGAGCAGCCUAAAUAUGCCACCUCUUAGAGAUGGAGCAAGAGUGCUUAUGAAACUUAUGCCGCCAGAUAGUACAACAAUAGAAAAAUUAAGAGCUAUUUGUUUGGACCAUGCCAAACUUGGAGAAAGCAGCCUUAGUCCAUCUCUUGACUCACUUUUCUUUGGUCCUUCAGCCUCACAAGUGCUAUACCUAACAGAGGUAGUCUAUGCCUUGUUAAUGCCUGCUGGUGCACCCCUGGCUGAUGAUUCCUCUGAUUUUCAGUUUCACUUCUUGAAAAGUGGUGGUCUGCCCCUUGUCCUGAGUAUGCUAACCAGAAAUAACUUCCUACCAAAUGCAGAUAUGGAAACUCGAAGGGGUGCCUACCUCAAUGCUCUUAAAAUAGCCAAACUGUUACUAACUGCCAUUGGCUAUGGCCAUGUUCGUGCUGUGGCAGAAGCUUGUCAGCCAGGUGUGGAAGGCGUGAAUCCUCUGACAUCGGUCAACCAAGUAACUCAUGAUCAAGCAGUGGUGCUACAAAGUGCCCUUCAGAGCAUUCCUAACCCAUCAUCUGAAUGCAUGCUUAGAAAUGUGUCUGUUCGUCUUGCUCAGCAGAUUUCUGAUGAGGCUUCAAGAUACAUGCCUGAUAUUUGUGUAAUUAGAGCUAUACAAAAAAUUAUUUGGACAUCAGGAUGUGGGGGAUUACAGUUGGUAUUCAGUCCAAACGAAGAAGUCACAAAAGUUUAUGAGAAGACCAAUGCAGGCAAUGAGCCAGACCUUGAAGAUGAACAGGUUUGCUGUGAAGCAUUGGAGGUGAUGACACUGUGUUUUGCCUUGAUUCCAACAGCCUUAGAUGCUCUAAGUAAAGAAAAAGCUUGGCAGACAUUUAUUAUUGACUUACUGUUACACUGUCACAGCAAGGAAUUAAUCGACGAUUUCAUCUUUCCUGCAUCCAAUGUUUACCUGCAGUAUAUGAGAAAUGGAGAGCUCCCUGCUGAACAGGCCAUUCCUGUCUGUGGUUCACCAGCCACAAUUAAUGCUGGUUUUGAGUUACUUGUGGCAUUAGCUGUUGGCUGUGUGAGGAACCUCAAACAGAUAGUAGAUUCUUUAACUGAAAUGUACUACAUUGGUACAGCAAUAACUACUUGUGAAGCACUUACUGAGUGGGAAUACCUGCCACCUGUUGGACCCCGCCCACCAAAAGGAUUUGUGGGGCUGAAAAAUGCUGGUGCUACUUGUUACAUGAAUUCUGUGAUUCAGCAACUCUAUAUGAUCCCCUCUAUCAGGAACGGUAUUCUUGCAAUUGAAGGCACAGGUAGUGAUGUAGAUGAUGAUAUGUCUGGGGAUGAGAAGCAGGACAAUGAGAGCAAUGUUGAUCCCAGGGAUGAUGUGUUUGGAUACCCUCAACAAUUUGAAGACAAACCACCACUGAGUAAGACAGAAGAUAGGAAAGAGUACAAUAUUGGUGUUCUAAGACAUCUUCAGGUUAUCUUUGGCCAUUUAGCUGCUUCUCGACUGCAGUACUAUGUGCCCAGAGGAUUUUGGAAACAGUUCAGGCUUUGGGGUGAGCCUGUCAAUCUUCGUGAACAACAUGAUGCUUUAGAGUUCUUUAAUUCGUUGGUGGAUAGUUUAGAUGAAGCUUUAAAAGCCUUAGGGCAUCCAGCUAUGCUAAGUAAAGUCUUGGGAGGUUCCUUUGCUGAUCAGAAAAUUUGCCAAGGCUGCCCACAUAGGUACGAAUGUGAAGAAUCUUUUACGACUCUGAAUGUAGACAUUAGAAACCACCAAAAUCUUCUUGAUUCUUUGGAACAGUAUGUCAAAGGAGACUUGCUAGAAGGGGCAAAUGCUUAUCAUUGUGAAAAGUGCAACAAAAAGGUUGAUACUGUAAAGCGCUUGCUAAUUAAAAAAUUGCCUCCUGUUCUUGCUAUCCAACUAAAACGAUUCGAUUAUGACUGGGAAAGAGAAUGUGCAAUCAAGUUCAAUGACUACUUUGAAUUUCCUCGAGAGUUAGACAUGGAACCUUACACAGUUGCAGGUGUUGCUAAACUGGAGGGGGAUAAUGUCAACCCAGAAAGUCAGCUGAUACAACAGAAUGAGCAGUCUGAAAGUGAGAAAGCAGGAAGCACAAAAUACAGACUUGUGGGUGUGCUUGUACAUAGUGGUCAAGCAAGUGGGGGACAUUACUAUUCUUACAUCAUUCAGAGGAAUGGAGGGGAUGGUGAAAAAAAUCGUUGGUAUAAAUUUGAUGAUGGAGAUGUAACAGAGUGUAAAAUGGAUGACGAUGAAGAAAUGAAAAACCAGUGUUUUGGUGGCGAGUACAUGGGAGAAGUGUUUGAUCACAUGAUGAAGCGCAUGUCGUACAGGCGCCAGAAAAGAUGGUGGAAUGCAUAUAUACUUUUUUAUGAACGAAUGGACACAAUGGGUCAUGAUGAUGAGGUGAUAAGAUACAUAUCAGAGAUUGCUAUCACCACAAGGCCCCAUCAGAUUGUUAUGCCAUCGGCCAUUGAAAGAAGUGUACGGAAGCAGAAUGUUCAGUUCAUGCACAACCGGAUGCAGUACAGUUUGGAAUAUUUUCAGUUUAUGAAAAAACUACUUACAUGUAAUAGUGUUUACUUAAACCCUCCUCCAGGCCAAGAUCACCUGUCUCCUGAAGCAGAAGAAAUCACUAUGAUUAGUAUUCAGCUUGCUGCUAGGUUCCUUUUUACUACAGGAUUUCACACAAAGAAAAUAGUCCGAGGAUCUGCCAGUGAUUGGUAUGAUGCAUUGUGUAUUCUCCUGCGUCACAGCAAGAAUGUGCGGUUUUGGUUUGCUCACAAUGUUCUUUUUAAUGUUUCAAAUCGAUUUUCUGAAUACCUUUUGGAAUGUCCUAGUGCAGAAGUGAGAGGUGCAUUUGCAAAACUCAUAGUUUUCAUUGCACAUUUUUCUUUACAAGACGGACCUUGUCCUUCACCUUUUGCAUCUCCUGGACCUUCUAGUCAGGCUUAUGACAACUUAAGUUUGAGUGACCACUUACUAAGAGCAGUACUCAAUCUCUUGAGGAGGGAGGUUUCAGAGCAUGGACGUCAUUUACAGCAGUAUUUCAACUUGUUUGUAAUGUAUGCCAAUUUAGGAGUGGCAGAGAAAACACAGCUGCUCAAACUGAGUGUACCUGCUACCUUUAUGCUUGUGUCCUUAGAUGAAGGUCCUGGUCCUCCAAUUAAAUAUCAGUAUGCUGAAUUAGGCAAAUUAUAUUCAGUAGUGUCACAACUCAUCCGCUGUUGCAAUGUCUCUUCAAGAAUGCAGUCUUCGAUCAAUGGUAAUCCUUCUCUUCCAAAUCCUUUUGGUGAUCCUAACUUAUCACAACCUAUAAUGCCAAUUCAACAAAAUGUGGUAGACAUUUUAUUUGUGAGAACAAGUUAUGUGAAGAAAAUUAUUGAAGACUGCAGUAACUCUGACGAGACCGUCAAAUUGCUUCGCUUUUGCUGCUGGGAGAAUCCUCAGUUCUCAUCUACUGUCCUCAGUGAACUUCUUUGGCAGGUUGCAUAUUCCUAUACUUACGAACUCCGGCCCUAUUUGGAUCUGCUUUUACAAAUCUUACUGAUCGAAGACUCCUGGCAGACUCACAGAAUUCAUAAUGCCCUUAAAGGAAUUCCAGAUGACCGAGAUGGGCUGUUUGACACAAUUCAGCGUUCUAAGAAUCACUAUCAAAAAAGAGCAUACCAGUGUAUAAAAUGUAUGGUAGCCCUCUUUAGCAGUUGUCCUGUUGCUUACCAAAUCCUGCAGGGCAAUGGAGAUCUUAAAAGGAAAUGGACCUGGGCAGUGGAGUGGCUUGGAGAUGAACUCGAAAGAAGACCAUACACUGGCAAUCCUCAGUAUACUUAUAACAAUUGGUCUCCUCCGGUACAAAGCAAUGAAACAUCAAAUGGCUAUUUCUUGGAGAGAUCACACAGUGCUAGGAUGACACUUGCAAAAGCUUGUGAACUCUGUCCUGAGGAGGAACCAGAUGACCAAGAUGCCCCAGAUGAGCAUGAAUCACCUCCACCAGAAGAUGCUCCAUUGUACCCUCAUUCCCCUGGAUCUCAAUAUCAGCAGAAUAACCAUGUGCAUGGACAGCCAUAUACAGGCCCAGCAGCACAUCACAUGAACAACCCUCAGAGAACUGGCCAACGAGCACAAGAAAAUUAUGAAGGAGGUGAAGAAGUGUCCCCACCUCAGACCAAGGAUCAGUGAAAUGCACAUAUUAACUGGUUCCAUCAAGACUGUGCACCCAGGCCUUACAGUCCAACUUUUUUCUGUGUCUGGUUAAUAUUUCAAACUAGAAAAACUACUCCUAAUCAACAUGGAGUGGAGAGUUUGUUCAUUGUCUUAUCUGCAGAAAUUUGCUGUCAAUAUAUAACCCGCCUGCAGUGGAAAGUGUAUAGUGUUUUGUAAUAAAUGGCCUGAUGCUAAUGUGUAAAUGGCAAAGGUGUAUAUAGUAUAUUAAUGUUUGACUGUUAAUUCUUAAGCAAGAAACAUUUUUUUUCUUCAUGAGACUCACAGAUCUACAAAACUACAUUAAUUUUCUUGUUAUACCCACUGCUCUCUGCUGCCAGUGUUGCCUACCUUGUGGCCGUUGGAUCACCUCCUUUACAAAAACAAAAAGUAAAUCAACAUCAACAAAACAGCCCAUUCAUUCAUGUCACACCAAUAGUUUCGUGUUCAUUGUUUGCCACUGAAGUCAAUUUUACUAUGAGCAAUGUAAGGCUGAUUACCUUUUGAUUUAUUUGGUUGAUGUGGAAAAUUGGUGAUGUACUAUGUUUCUAGUCUUUUUCAUUGCCUUUUUAUUCUGAUGUUAGGUUAAUCACUUUGAAGCUAUAGAUAUGCUGUAACAUUUAGCAUGGCUUCACACAAGUUAGUGUAGCCAGUGAAGAAAUAUUACAUAAUGACUGCAGUUGUCCUUACAUGGCAUCUGCAUUGCUCGGAGCUUUCCUUCUUAAACCCUAGAUUAUAAAAUACAGACUGAGGGAGAACUGUGACAAGCAAUCGGUUCUCAAUUACACACGUGUUCUUCUCAUGUUUGACUGUGUGAUCUCUGGGUAGAAUAAAGAACAAUUAAACUUAUCAACGUGGUAAUGGGAAUUUUGAAAGAUUUAAAACAAAUACACAAAAAUUUGCUACGCCAGUAUGCUGGCUGGAGCCUAGUAGACUGUAUUUGGUGUGCUUGUUUCGUGCUUUGCUAGAGCUUACUAAGUGACUCUUUUCAAACUGUCUUUCUGCUGAAUCCCAGUGAUGCGGAAGUCCUCAGAAUCCCACAGUCUUUGGAGUACCUCUGCACCAAGGUCUCUGGCUGAUUCUCUGCUCAGUCAUAAUUUUACUUGAAAGCAAAAAUUGUCCGAGGUCCUUUUUCCACUAUUCCAAAAAUUUUAACAUUCAAAGCAGGGUCUAAUUUAAAAAAUUACUGGUAGUUAAUAUAAUUGAGGAAUUAAAUUUCAGAAUAAACAAUUUGAAUAAAAAUAAAGGAAUCAGUUAAAACUGUAUUUCAAAGAAAAUUGGUGGCUUGAAUAUGUGUUUUUUGGAACCUGUCUAAAACCAAAUACCCCUGCAAACAGAUACAACCUACCCUAUUUAAAUAUUUUGCUGUUUUAUUUUAUAGAAAUUAUUUUGCUGAAUUUGCAAAUAGAAUUUGAUUUAAGAAGAACUUUUUGUCCUGUGGUGUGUUUGGGGGUUGUUUUGAUAUCUUCUCUGCUCUCUCUCUCUCUCUCUCUCUCUCUCUCUCUCUCUCUCUCUCUCUCUCUCUCUCUCCCCUUCCCCCUCCCCCCACCUGAGACUGCAUAUUUCUGGCUGGAAAGUUGAUUACUGUGCAUAGCAUGUGUAGACUUAACCUGCAGUGAAGAUUUUAGUCUCAUUUUUUUGUGCAUAGAAAGAUGGGGUCUUUGGCUCUUUACUAAAGACUUGGAGAACAGGAUGUUGACGCUGUAAAAGUUCCCUAACAAUCAAUCUUGUACUUUUUGUAUGUUUUUAUAUACAUGUGUAUUUAAUGAGCACAAGCUUGGUUGUAUUUUUUAUGAUUCAGUUGAUAGGAGAAUGAUUUAAGGCUAUAGUUGGCAUUGAUCAAAGUAGAAGCAAAAUUGAGCAUUAUGUUAUUUUGUGAUUUAAAAGGGGCAGUAUUUAAGGUAAAGGUUUAGGUAUCUUAUUUGCAGUAUUCCACAGUUCUGCUUCUAGGCUUCCUGUAAUUUUAGCAAUUUUUGACACCAGAUAGAUUCUGUUUACAUCAGAAUUUGCUUUUGUUUUUGGAGCCUGGGGAUCCAGGACCUGAAGUACUCCAGGCAAGAGCUCUACCACUGAGCUGCACCUCCAGCCUGAGUUAAAGUUUGAGCAAAGGUUGUACAGUGUUUGCAAUUCCAACUGGAAGUUUUAAAAAGUUCUUCAAGUAGUGAAGUAGGAUAGCUUUGUUUGGACAAGUAACUGGUACUUGUUACGUUAUCUUACCAUCCGACAUGCAACUUUGGUAUUUUCUGCUUCUUAAGGAAAUUAUGAAAUACAUAAAAAACUUAGUGACUUUCUAAAUAAGAGAAAACUUGACAUUUUCAAAGGCUGUGAAUGUUUCUUGGAGGGAUUCUAUUCCCCCACCCCCAGUAGUUGCUUUAAGUGUAUAAGCCCACCAGUUCCACAUGAUGAGGGCUUAUGAGUCAUGGUUCCCUUCAUUUGAGGAAGAGUGGGCCUGUGUUGUGAUUAGGAGUGAGGGAAGGUGAACAGAGUUAUUUUUGUUUGUUUGUGCAAAUUAUUUUCUAUAUUCACUCUUUAAGCAUUAAUGUAUAACCGGAAAUUUUAAGAUGCAUGUUAUUGUAAGAGCAACAUAGUGGUGAUUUCGAGGUCUUUCUCUAAAACAUAAGUGGCACAUUUUAAAUUUCAAGUCUUAAAGUGCCUGAAAGUUAUUUGAUUCUCUCAACUUUAUUUUGAGCCAUAUGUUUUCUCCUUUAAAUGUUUGUUGCAGAAUCACUAGUCUUCGUUUGAAGUACUCCCACGUUUCUAAAUGGCAUGAUUGCUCUAUUGAAGACAGUAGAAUCUGUUAAUGUAAGACUGAAGAGAUUUUAUUGUGCAACUGUGUAAACUGGGCCUUUGCCCAGUCGGAUCUAAGUAUUUUUGUGUACAACUUGGUAAACACCAUAUUGCUGCUGUUUCUAAGCCCUCCACCUACCGAAUUCUCAUGUUCAGCAUCGCAGAGGCAGAAAUACAAGCAUAAUCAUAUAUGGGCUUUGUCUCUUUUCAUUGAUUUUUUUUUCCUCAGUGAUUUCCCAGCUUUUUUUUUUUUUGUCUCUUAGCUAUAAUUAUACAGACCUAGAAUUAUUCAAAUGUUUUCUAUUUUCAUGAUUAACUUUUAUUAGUGGACAGUAACAACUUAAGUCUUAAAUCCUCACAUUGGUUAAAAAGAUGAGGAGCCUUUUUUAUUUGAAUUACUUUUGUAAAGGAAAGCAACAGUCUGAACAUUCAGGUGACUACUUUGGCAUAGUUCUUUGGGUUUUUAUUAGUAUUUUUCCAGGUUUUGUUUUCCCAUGAACUAUUUUACUUUGUUAAUUUUGUGGUUAAUUUGGUGGCUAUAUCCUGCCUUAUUUAGAAUUUUAGAAAAUUGCCUUUUUGUGAUAAGUGCCCAGUUUUUAUUUCUAGUUUGAAGGUACGAGGACAGACUGCUGAUAAAGGAAAACAGCACCCCUUUGCCCCAGCUUCUGUGUUACCAACAAAACCAUUCUUAGUACUGGUUUCAUUGUAGGGCCCAACCAGAAUUGGUCCUGCACCAACAUGAGUGUUGCAAAUUUGAAAAGGGUUUGGGUGUGACAAAUCACUACAGAAGUGCUGAAUGUAUUAAGAACUUGCUGCCGAUUGUAUUUCUAAUGAUUAUUUUGUGUUUGCAGAAGUAUGUAGCACUUGUCCUCCAAGCUUACAGGUGUAAGGGGGAAGAUGAACCACAUUUUAAAGUCACUAAUGAGUGCAAUUUUUUUGGAAUUGGGGUUCCCAAAAGGAAAUUUCACCACCCAAAUCUCACAUACUUCUUAGCCUUUUACACACCAACAAACUGACAUAAAGAUUGUCCGCAGUUCGUAAGAUCUAGCACAUAUACAAAAAUAAAACUUUAUAAAUUAAAUUUGGGUUUUUCUUUCAUUUAUUAACUUAGGGUUUCCCCCUAUAUUGCUAGCAGUGGUGUGCAGGGCAUCAACUGUUUAUAGGCAAGUGCUGUAUCACACAGCCACAUUUGGCCCUUGAAUUAUUUAGAGCCUGUUGAUGCUUCCCUAAGGAUUACUGCUAAAGAGAGGCCUCCCAAAUAUUCCUCGCAUUUGAUUUUACUGAAACAGCUUACCUCUAUAGCUCAAGCUGGUUGAAUUCACUGUAACCCAGGAUGACCUCAAACUGACCUUUUGUCACAGCCUCCAAAGUGCCAGGUUUACAGCUGAUUUUCCUGUUCAUCCUUCCUGUCCCACUUUUUUUUUUUUAAAGCAGAAUCAGGGCAAAGUAUGGUAAUACAUACCUAUGAACCCACCACUUAGGAGGAGGAUCAGGAGUUCAUGGUCAUCAUCUACUUUAAUUUGUGCUAAAUGCCCUAUUUCAAAAGUAUAAUAGAACCAAAUCAAAUACAAAAUUCUUGCCUUUUAGGAAACUCUAAAUUAGUGGCCCAUUUCUGUUUAAAUUUUAAGAAUCAGUUGAGUAUCCCUUACCUAAAUAUUUGGGACAAGAAGUGCGCAACAUUAGACCCCUAGGGAGUUACUUGCAUAUAUGAGAUUAUGGUCUCUUAGGAAUGAGACCCUAAUGUAAACACAAAUCAUGCGGCAUGACAGUCCGAGAGUAGUUCCAUGUUGUGUUGGUCCCUUGCAUUUGACUUUGAGAUGUUUUGGUUGGUUUUUCAAGGCAGAGUUUGUCUGUGUAGCCCUUGAUUGUAUUGGAAUUCUUUGUAGACCAAGCUGGCCUUGAAUUCAUAGAGAUCCGUUUGCCUUUGUCUCCCAAGUGCUGGGAUUAAAAGCAUGUGCCACCACCCUGA